Molecule: messenger RNA, 1350 nt
Organism: Penicillium atrosanguineum
Lineage: Eukaryota; Fungi; Ascomycota; Eurotiomycetes; Eurotiales; Aspergillaceae
Product: NAD(P)/FAD-dependent oxidoreductase
Exons: 2
Coding region: 1-1350 (449 amino acids)
Molecular function (GO): sarcosine oxidase activity; saccharopine oxidase activity; flavin adenine dinucleotide binding
Source: RefSeq, a predicted model, not a curated record
AUGUUACCACCGCCUCUCAACCACACGUCUUCGAUUCUGGUAAUCGGAGCUGGAACCUGGGGAUGUUCAACAGCUCUUCAUCUGGCUCGGCGAGGGUACAAAAAUGUCACAGUUCUAGAUCCAUAUGGUGUCCCAUCACCCAUUGCUGCCGGGAAUGAUGUCAAUAAAAUCAUGGAACAUAAAGAGCUCAGAGACUCAACCCCAGAUGCCCGAAGCAUAGCAUUUGCUACAUGCACUCGAGCGGCGUUGAACGGAUGGAAGAAUGACCCCGUUUUUAUGCCAUUCUUUCACGAAACUGGAGUCAUCGUGUCAGGCAGUACACCCGACCUCAUCCGACACAUUGAAAAAGAUGAGAUAGACUCCUCUAAAGGCGAUUUCAUCACUCUGAAAACAGCUCAAGAUUUCCGCAAUACCAUGCCACCGGGUGUGUUGACGGGCGACUUCCCUGGCUGGAAAGGAUGGUUUAGCAAGGAGGGGGCAGGAUGGAUCCACGCCCAAAAAGCCAUGCUAUCUGCACACAGAGAAGCAAAGCGUUUGGGCGUGAAGUUCGUGGUCGAUGACCCAACGGGCAAUGUUGUGGGACUCAUUUACCAAAAUGGCGAUGUGACGGGAGCAAAAACCGCAGAUGGCACAGUCCAUCGCGCAGACCAGGUCAUCUUGGCCGCCGGCGCUGGAAGCGACCGUUUAUUGGAUUUCAAAAAACAGCUACGUCCCACUGCGUGGACCUUGAGCCACAUUCGCAUGACACCGGAAGAAGCCAAGCGCUACCGGGACCUUCCAGUAUUGUUCAACAUUGCCAAGGGGUUCUUUAUGGAGCCAGAUGAGGAUAAUCAUGAGCUCAAAAUCUGUGACGAGCACCCAGGAUACUGUAACUUCAUUCCGGAUCCUAAUCACCCCGGCGAGAAGAGAAGCCUUCCGUUCGCAAAACAUCAAAUCCCGCUCGAAGCAGAGGCUCGAGCAAGGGACUUUCUACGCGACACAAUGCCACAUUUGGCAGAUCGACCAUUCUCAUUCGCACGAAUCUGCUGGGACGCUGACACCCCCGACCGUGCGUUCUUGAUUGACCGUCAUCCGGAGCACCCGUCUCUUCUGAUUGCAGUGGGCGGAUCCGGCAAUGGAGCCAUGCAGAUGCCGACGAUUGGUGGUUUUAUCUCGGAUGCCUUGGAAGGUAAGCUACAAAAGGAACUGAAGUAUGUUGUGCGUUGGCGACCCGAGACGGCCGUUGAUCGUGACUGGCACUCUACGCAAAACCGCUUCGGAGGACCUGAUAAGGUGAUGGAUUUCCAAGAUGUGAAGGAAAACGAAUGGACACGAAUAAACGAGACUGAGAAGAGCAAAAAGAGCAUUUGA